Messenger RNA from Trichoplusia ni (cabbage looper), 4185 nucleotides. RefSeq names its product desert hedgehog protein (gene hh). The annotation marks the transcript as partial. Gene Ontology annotation, molecular function: patched binding; calcium ion binding. Gene Ontology annotation, biological process: protein autoprocessing; multicellular organism development; regulation of gene expression. NCBI's taxonomy places the organism in Eukaryota, Metazoa, Arthropoda, Insecta, Lepidoptera, Noctuidae. The transcript is spliced from 4 exons. The record is from RefSeq and is a predicted model, not a curated record.
UGGUUGCUAGGUACGCGGUGUGGUACGCGGAUAUCCGUGGUCGGGCACGCGCGCGGGUGUCGGCGGGCGCGCGGCGGUGGUGGCUGGGCGGCCGCAAGGGAUGCAGGCUCGGUGGUGCUCGCGCUCGGCCGGGUGCCAGCCGGCUCUCAGUGUCGCUCAGAUCGCGGCGCGCGGUGGUCGUGCGUCGAGCGCGUGUGGAGUGAUGUCUGCGAGAUGAGGCUGUCGCUGGUGCUACUGUGGCUGGGCGCGGCGGCGGCUUGCGGCCCGAGCCGCGGCUACACCCGCCGUCAGGGCGCGCGCCGCAUCACCCCCCUGGUCUUCGGCCAGCACGACCCGAACAUUAGUGAGAACAAGAAUACCGCCAGUGGACCCCCUGAGGGUCGCAUCACCAGAGAUGACGAGAGGUUUAAAGACUUAGUGCCGAAUUAUAAUCCGGACAUCGACUUUAGGGACGAUGAGGGCACGGGUGCCGAUCGCCUCAUGACGCAGAGAUGUAAGGAGAAGCUGAACACGCUGGCGAUCAGCGUGAUGAACCAGUGGCCGGGAGUACGGCUGCGGGUGAUCGAGGGCUGGGAUGAGGAGAACUCGCACUUGGAGCAGUCGCUGCACUACGAGGGCCGCGCUGUGGACCUCACCACCAGUGACCGAGAUCGCUCCAAGUACGGCAUGCUGGCGCGCCUUGCCGUCGAGGCCGGCUUCGACUGGGUCUUCUACGAGAGCAGAUCAUACAUACACUGUUCAGUCAAAACAGAAUCGUCUGUUGGAACGGGUGCCGGGUGCUUUCCCGAAGGCUCUAUGGUGUACACAGAGAACGGUCCUCGUGACAUUGCUACGAUACAAAAAGGAGACAGAGUGCUGGCUGCCUCUGAUGAUGGAAAAAUGAUAUAUUCUGAGGUAUUGACAUUUAUCGAUCGAGAUCCGAAUACGACGCGGCAGUUUAUCGAAGUGACGGCGGAGAACGGCGUGACGAUCACGACGACGCCGUCACACCUGCUGCUGCUGGCGGCCGCCGACGGCUGGCGGGAGUCCUUCGCCGCCAAUGUAGAGGUCGGCGACGUCCUCCUGACACGGGGCUCAGCUGACGUGUUCAGGCCGUCGCGAGUGGUGUCGACGCGCAUGACGUCGAGGCGAGGCGUGUUCGCGCCGCUCACGAAGGCCGGCACUAUCAUCGUGGACGACGCGCUGGCGUCGUGCUACGCGCUGGUGCGCAGCCACUCGCUGGCGCACGCGGCCAUGGCGCCGCUGCGCUGGCUGGCGGGCUGGGGCGCGGCGGGCGCGGCGGGCGCGGCGGGCGCGGCCGGCUCCCCGCGCGGCGUGCACUGGUACGCCAGCGCGCUCUACUCGGUGGGCGACUUCGUGCUGCCCGCCUCCUACAGGUACCGCUAGUGACUGUGACGGACUGCUGACUAUGAGUGCUCGUGGAGACCGCGCGCGGGACGUGCAAGGACACAGUUGUAAAUAUCGCUCCUGUAAAUAGUAUAGAGUAUGACAGACAACGAUAUGUAAAUACUUAGCUCGCGAACAUUAAAAUGUUUAAUAUUAUAUUUUAAGCUCGUCGUUGACGAUACUUACCCUCAUUGGAAUUUAUUUAUUAAGUAGUUUUAGGAACUUUUUGCAAAUUUUGCAUAUUAUUUAGUUAACUUACGAAUAUUUUUUUGUAAAUUGUAUCGGUAUUGUUAUUCUGCACAAUGCAGAAAUACUUAAAUGUAUGCGCUUAUGUUAUUUUAAGUUACUGUAUAAAUACUAAUUACGAAUUAAUGAAUUCACUUCUUUAGCGAAUCCGACGAAUAUGAUGUUCUGAAAUCAAUUGUUUUGAUAACAACAGUGCAGAGCCGCGCGCGAGUGCGUCGCGCUGUAACCAGACAUUCCAUAACUCUAAUCCCGUCUACUUACACACGUUAGAAAUGAUGAAAUUGUGAUCUUGGUACCUAAAAACGUGCCUUAAGAUUUUUUAUUUAUUGUUAUUUAUAAGCUAGGUGUCUAUUUAUAAAUUGACGAAAGUAUUUAGGUCUAACUUAUUCAAUUAUGUCCGAUCCCGUCUUAAUAAUCUAAGUGCUUUAACUAUUUAUUUAAUGUUCUUCCCUUUCCUUUAUUUCACUGCUUGACAUCGUAUGUUAUCUUAAUUAAAUAUCUUCAGUAUUACUUGCAUGAGUUGUUCUCGUUUUUCGACUUAUUGGAAAUACUUAAUACAGAGCAAUGCAUAUGUUAGGAGUAGGUGCGGCGAUGUCUGCCGGCACACGUACGUACGGCAAUCGUUGACCUUAUAGAUCACACGGAAGAUCUGAACUGAAGCAAGGGUUCCUAUAGAUUGAAUUUAGUGGAAUGUUGUUAGACUUGUGAAUGCAAAUAUGUUAGAAAUUAUUAAUAGGACAACAUUUCGAAUUAUUUAUUAUACAUUCACAUAAAACUGAUGUCGGCGACAACGUAAAAUAAUCUUUAUUAUAAAAUAGUGAUUAGUGCUUAUGUAGACGAUACUAACAAAUUUAUAGUUACAUACACUAUCCGAAAGCUUUAACUAAUAUUUGGACAAUACAUUUAUGCCAUAAUGAUUGCCAUAUUAAUAUUACCUAGUUUAAAAAACUAAAUGCUAAACAGUGGAUGUAACAGUGCCGACUUUGUGGACCCGACGAAUGUUUUAUUUAUUAUUGAUAUGAUAAUAUGUUAAGGAUCACUGUGGCAUAAUGUGUGUGCAGAUGUACGUACGUCUUAUUUAAUGUUAUUUAGUAUACAAAGUGAAGGAAUACUUCUAGGAAAAUAUACAAGUUCCUUUAUUAUAGGAACACGUUAAGGUGGAAUGUUUUACGAUGUUAUAGAGACAAUUAAAUGCUUAAAUGUAAUUUCUGUUUAUAUUAUUUUGGAAUUGGAAAUAAUAACUCAAAAUUUGUAGUAUACAUAUGUUUCCUUGAAGUUUUCUUAUAAUGGUAUUUAAAACAAAUGUUCUUUUGUAACAAAAUAGUUCUUAAUAAGUUGACUAACACCAGUUGUAAAUCUAAACAUCAUUUCCUUCCUGUAAACAUUACCCUUUUACAACUUAAAAAUUAUAUUUUUUGAUACUGAAUUGCUAUUAUUAGUAGUUCAAGUCAAAAUUCAAUAAACCAUUUCUUAAAUCGAAUUAUUGAGUGAAGAAAGGUGUUAAGGGUUGUCGACCAGUACCUGUACUACGAGCUCUUAAAGCGAGACAGCUACCGUUGCGAAAAGAAGACAGCGCUCUACAAUGCUUAUAGCGCCAUCUCACUUCCACAAUUUCAACUGUCAUGUUUUAAGUUCUCAUAGUAGAUCUCUAUCGCCCCCAAACAGUAACCCGUUUAUAUCCUUUCUAUUUGUAUUUUCUCUUCCAUAUUUCUUCGCUUAUUUCUCUGAAACUUGUGGGCGAUUGCUAACAUUUUUCAUUCUAAAUCCGGUAAACUGUAUCGCGGAAAGUGCACUUUGCUUUUUGACACUGAUAUUCAUUUUGUAAGAUUUUUAGAGAAAAUGUUUUGUAAUCCUGUGUAUUUUUUGAUAGAAAUUUAAAAUAAUCUUAAUGUUGUUCACGUUUGGGUCUAACUCAAAAUUAUUGUAUUCCCAAUACCGUCAGCUUUGUCUAAUGUGGUGUUACAAACUUAUUAAAGAAAUUCAUAUAAAUGUAAAAAACAUCGGAAAAAAUGUUAUUCUGAAACUGACCGUUCCUCUAUUUCACACGAUACAUUAACAACUGCAUUGUAAAUUAACCCUUAAAUUGUAUCAAUUCUGUAUUUAUGUUGAUACAAUGAAACAUAAACAAAAUAACAUCAUCAUAACCAGUUCACUAAUACCAAACCACCCCUCUACCAAAUGACGUUUAUUAAAAAUGACUAAUAAAAAAAAACUUCAUACAUUUCUGUCAUAACCAACACUUGAAAUGUCUCUUGGUACGGGGGUGAAACAUAUUGGAACUAUUUUCUAAAAUCUUCUUGAAACGAACGAGUGUUAAACCCUUAUGUAAAAACAAUACGUAAUUAUUAUACAUUAAUUAUUUAUUUAUUGACGUUAUAUUUGGUUUAGUAUAAAAGUCUUAGCCCACGUUGUACCGUGGACUACAUAUUUAAUAACUUCUUGUAAAGAAUGAAAAACAUUGUGGACAUUAUUUGCUGUACUGCCUAACCACUGUCGUAUUAUCGAAAUGUAUUAUAAUAUCAAAAUAAAUAAAAUGUUGGCUUUGUGGACAUA